GGGUUCCCACGGCUUGGCCUAUCUCCACAAAGGUACAAAAUACACAAGAGUGGGACUGUAGAGUAACUGAAAAGUGGGACACUGUGGCUGUUGAAGAGGUGGCUGUGGACUUCUCCUAGGAAGAAUGAAGACCUUGCUGGAUCUUUCUUAGAGGAAACUAUAGACAUGUGAUGAUGGAAACUUUUAGAAACCUGGCCUCAGUAGAAUGAAGAUUUGCCACAGAGAAAUAUGGUCCAGCCUAGGGAGCUAGAAAUCUGUUACUACUGUCUUGCACAUUGAAGCAUCACAAGGAUUUCAACUUCUGACUGGGUUAUGAACCAAAUCCAUUCACCUGACUCCAAACAGGCCUGCAGAGGGUGCAUCGCCAGCAGCUUAGACGAAGGAGGAAGAAGUGGCUGGUAUUAUUAUUUUUGGGAUGUCCUCAUGAGAGACUGAAAUUUAUGAGCAUCAUUAGAGCUGAUCCAGACAAGACAAACAUAGAGCAUCCCAGUUGCCGGCAGUGUCCUAAGGACCAAAGAAAAUGACCAAGGCUCAGGAAUCACUGACCUUCAACGAUGUGGCUGUAAAGUUCACCCGGGAGGAAUGGCAGCUCCUGAACCCCGCUCAGAAGACCCUAUAUCAGGAUGUGAUGUUGGAGAACUAUCGCAACCUGAUUUCCAUCGGAACACUUGAAUGGUGUAGGAACAUUUUAUGGAUGCCUCCCCUUCAUGUCAGAGAAGGCUGAGUUGGGACAAGCAACUGCACGGUGAAUUUCCCCAGGAAAGCACAGAACUGCGUGUGGAGAUUUUCAAGGACCUGCAGUCAGGGAAGAUGUUGCUGCGAUGGAAUCUUCCAGUGCUUUUCAUGUGGAAAGACAACAUGACACAACAGCCUUUGUGACAUGAGAGCUCAUAAUGCAUCCUUUCUCAUCCCUUCUACGAGAGUGGACUGCUGAGUUAUGAAGUCUUUCAGACCCAGUGUGAUAGCAUCCUUCUGGCACUCGCUGCUUUAUCUCCUUCUAGUUAUUUGAAUUGGACUUUUAAUAUCCUACCAGCUGCUCUUCAGACACACAUGGUGCAUUGCUGCCAUUCCCCAGAUUGCAUCUUUGAAACACAGGCGCUUAGUAGCUUUCGGCAAACAAAGGGACAACCUCCAGGAUCAGUUUACAAGGAGGAAGUCUUCUUGAUUGCCCUCUAGCUUUUGUUGGAUCUGGAUUUGAAUUCCACCAUGGAGCCUCGCAUGGAGUCUUACUUGGCACAGGUGUUGCAGAAGGAUGUUGGAAAGCGACUGCAGGUUGGCCAAGAACUUAUAGAUUAUUUCUCAGACAAACAGAAGUCGGCUGACCUUGAGCAUGACCAGACUAUGUUAGAUAAACUUGUGGAUGGACUGGCUUCCUCUUGGGUGAACUCUAGCAACUACAAGGUAGUUCUUCUGGGAAUGGACAUCCUCUCCACGCUGGUGACUCGGCUGCAGGAUCGAUUCAAGGCACAGAUUGGCACAGUGCUGCCAAGUUUAAUAGACAGACUGGGAGAUGCUAAAGACUCUGUGCGGGAGCAAGACCAAACCCUGCUGCUACGGAUCAUGGACCAGUCUGCGAAUCCUCAGUAUGUGUGGGACAGGAUGCUCGGCGGCUUCAAGCACAAGAAUUUCCGAACUCGAGAAGGCACCUGCCUCUGCCUUAUCGCAACACUGAACGCCUCGGGAGCCCAUACUUUAACACUAAGCAAGAUUGUGCCACACAUAUGCAAUUUACUUGGCGAUCCAAACAGUCAGGUUCGAGAUGCAGCAAUAAACAGCCUAGUGGAAAUUUACAGACAUGUAGGAGAGCGCGUGAGGGCAGAUCUCAGCAAGAAAGGAUUGCCACAGUCCCGGCUGAAUGUAAUUUUUACAAAAUUUGAUGAAGUCCAAAAAUCCGGAAAUAUGAUACAAUCUGCAAGUGAUAAGAAUUUUGAUGAUGAAGAUUCUGUGGAUGGUAACAGGCCUUCUUCUGCCAGUUCUACAUCUUCCAAGGCCCCUCCAAGUGCACGGAGAAACAUUGCAAUGGGAACCACUCGCCGGCUUGGUUCCUCGACCCUUGGGUCCAAGUCUUCAGCUACAAAAGAAGGAGCUGGUGCUGUCGAUGAAGAGGAUUUUAUUAAAGCAUUUGAUGAUGUACCUGUAGUACAGAUUUAUUCCAAUCGAGACCUUGAGGAAUCCAUAAACAAAAUUAGGGAAAUAUUAUCUGAUGACAAGCAUGAUUGGGAGCAAAGAGUAAAUGCUCUAAAAAAGAUUCGAUCUUUACUUUUGGCUGGUGCUGCUGAAUAUGAUAACUUCUUUCAACAUUUGCGUCUCUUGGACGGAGCCUUUAAACUAUCUGCUAAGGAUCUGCGGUCUCAGGUAGUGCGGGAAGCUUGUAUCACGUUGGGGCAUCUGUCAUCAGUUCUGGGGAACAAGUUUGACCAUGGAGCUGAAGCCAUUAUGCCAACUAUCUUUAAUUUAAUUCCAAACAGUGCCAAAAUCAUGGCCACAUCUGGUGUUGUAGCUGUUAGGUUAAUCAUUCGUCACACACACAUCCCUAGGCUAAUACCUGUCAUAACAAGCAACUGUACCUCUAAGUCUGUCGCAGUUAGAAGGCGCUGCUUUGAAUUUUUAGAUUUACUUUUACAAGAAUGGCAGACACAUUCACUGGAACGACACAUAUCAGUAUUAGCUGAAACGAUAAAGAAAGGAAUUCAUGAUGCCGAUUCUGAAGCAAGGAUAGAAGCCAGAAAAUGUUACUGGGGCUUCCACAGUCACUUCAGCAAAGAAGCUGAGCACUUGUACCAAAACUUGGAAUCCUCCUACCAGAAAGCCCUGCAGUCCCAUUUGAAGAAUUCGGACAGCAUCGUGUCACUGCCCCAGUCAGAUCGUUCAUCUUCCAGCUCUCAGGAGAGCCUGAACCGGCCCCUCACUGCGAAAAGAAGUCCUACUGGAAGUACGGCAUCGAAAGCGUCUGCAGUUAGUACCAAAUCUGCGUCGACAGCCGGACCCCUCCAGCGGUCUCGAAGCGAGAUUGACGUGAACGCAGCUGCCAGUGCCAAGUCCAGAGUCUCCUCGUCUGCAGGUGCCGUGCCCUUCAGCUCUGCCGCAGCUCUGCCUCCAGGGUCGUACGCAUCCUUAGAGUCCAGGCAUGUGAGGGAAGACCUGGAGUACAUAGGCCUUGACUCAGGUCGGAUCCGCACGAGACGGCAAAGCUCUGGGAGCACCACCAGUGCUGCCUCUACGCCUUCUGAUAAUCGAGGCCGAAGUCGAGCUAAAGUCGUUUCUCAGUCCCAGCGAUCCAGAUCUGCCAAUCCUGCUGGUGCUGGUAGCCGGUCAAGCUCCCCAGGAAAACUGCUGGGCAGUGGUUACGGUGGACUUUCUGGAGGGUCCUCCAGAGGCCCACCUGUGACCCCCUCUUCAGAAAAACGAAGCAAGAUUCCCAGGAGUCAGGGAUGUAGCCGAGAAACAAGUCCAAGCCGAAUGGGAUUAGCACGGAGCAGCCGUAUCCCUCGACCCAGCAUGAGUCAGGGGUGCAGCCGCGAUACCAGCCGUGAGAGCAGCCGAGAUACGAGCCCUGCUCGGGGCUUCCCUCCACUUGCCUCUCGACGUCAUUCCAGGUCCACUAGUGCUCUCUCCUCUGCUGAAUCUGUGGGGCAGUCAGACCGAUUUGGGCUUGGUCAGCCAGGCAGAGUAUCUGGCUCUGUGAAUGCCAUGAGAGUUUUGAGCACGAGUACAGAUCUUGAAGCCGCAGUUGCUGAUGCUUUGCUGUUAGGAGACUCCAGGAGCAAGAAGAAGCCUGUGAGAAGGAGAUAUGAGCCCUAUGGGAUGUAUUCUGAUGAUGACGCCAAUAGCGAUGCCUCAAGUGUGUGCUCUGAGCGCUCCUACGGCUCCAGGAAUGGUGGCAUUCCACAUUAUCUGCGGCAGACGGAGGAUGUGGCUGAAGUACUCAACCACUGUGCAAGUUCCAAUUGGUCGGAAAGGAAAGAAGGGCUUCUAGGCCUGCAAAACCUACUGAAGAGCCAAAGAACACUGAGUCGAGUAGAACUGAAAAGAUUGUGUGAGAUCUUCACCCGAAUGUUUGCUGACCCACAUAGCAAGAGAGUUUUUAGUAUGUUUCUGGAGACUCUGGUGGAUUUCAUAAUAAUUCACAAGGACGACUUGCAAGAUUGGCUUUUUGUUCUUCUCACACAAUUACUCAAGAAAAUGGGUGCAGAUUUACUUGGGUCUGUGCAAGCAAAAGUUCAGAAGGCUCUAGAUAUAACAAGGGAUUCCUUUCCAUUUGAUCAACAAUUUAACAUCUUGAUGAGAUUUAUUGUGGAUCAAACUCAAACUCCAAAUCUCAAGGUCAAAGUUGCAAUCCUAAAAUAUAUUGAAUCUCUGGCCAGGCAGAUGGAUCCAACAGAUUUCAUAAACUCCAGUGAGACAAGGCUUGCUGUUUCUAGAAUCAUAACCUGGACAACAGAACCAAAGAGUUCAGACGUGAGAAAGGCAGCACAGAUUGUGCUAAUCUCUCUGUUUGAAUUGAACACUCCUGAAUUUACCAUGUUACUUGGUGCCUUGCCAAAAACGUUCCAGGAUGGUGCCACCAAACUGCUGCAUAACCACCUCAAGAAUUCUAGUAACACCAGUGUGGGCUCUCCAAGCAAUACAAUUGGCCGGACACCCUCCAGGCACACCAGCAGCCGGACCAGUCCCCUGACCUCACCCACCAACUGUUCCCAUGGUGGUCUGUCUCCCAGUCGGUUAUGGGGCUGGAGUGCCGACGGGUUAUCGAAGCACCCACCUCCCUUUUCUCAGCCUAACUCAAUCCCCACCGCUCCCUCCCACAAGACUCUCAGACGCUCUUACUCGCCCAGCAUGCUGGACUAUGACACAGAGAACCUGAACUCUGAAGAAAUCUACAGUUCUUUACGUGGAGUUACAGAAGCCAUUGAAAAAUUUAGUUUCAGAAGCCAAGAAGAUUUGAAUGAGCCAGUUAAACGAGAUGGAAAAAAAGACUGUGAUAUUGUUUCACGAGAGGGGGGAGUUUCUUCCCCAGCCACUGAAGGCCGAGGAGGCAGUGAGGUAGUGGAGGGCAGCCGGACUGCACUGGACAACAAGACCUCCCUCCUCAACACCCAGCCUCCCAGGGCCUUCCCUGGACCGCGAGUGCGAGAGUACAAUCCCUACCCUUACUCGGACACCAUCAACACCUACGACAAGACAGCCCUGAAGGAGGCCGUGUUUGACGACGACAUGGAGCAGUUGCGAGAUGUACCCAUUGACCAUUCUGACCUGGUGGCAGACCUUCUGAAAGAGCUGUCCAACCACAACGAGCGCGUGGAGGAGCGUAAAGGAGCGCUGCUGGAACUGCUGAAGAUCACCCGGGAGGACAACCUCGGCGUCUGGGAAGAGCAUUUCAAGACCAUCCUGCUCCUGCUCCUGGAGACCCUUGGAGACAAGGAUCAUUCAAUCCGCGCACUAGCAUUGAGAGUCUUAAGGGAAAUCCUAAGAAACCAGCCAGCAAGAUUCAAAAACUACGCCGAAUUAACGGUCAUGAAAACCCUGGAAGCUCAUAAAGACUCGCAUAAAGAGGUGGUGCGAGCUGCCGAGGAGGCUGCGUCCACGCUGGCCAGCUCCAUCCACCCAGAACAGUGCGUCAAAGUGCUCUGCCCGAUCGUCCAGACAGCUGACUACCCCAUCAACCUCGCCGCCAUCAAGAUGCAGACCAAAGUCGUUGAGAGGCUUGCCAAGGAGUCCCUGCUGCAGCUGCUCCCCGACAUCAUCCCAGGCCUGCUGCAGGGUUAUGACAACACCGAAAGUAGUGUGCGGAAGGCCAGCGUGUUUUGCUUAGUGGCCAUCUAUUCCGUAAUCGGAGAAGACCUGAAACCUCACCUCGCACAGCUCACGGGGAGCAAGAUGAAGCUGUUAAACUUGUACAUAAAGAGGGCUCAGACCACGAACAGCAACAGCAGCAGCUCCUCCGACAUCUCCACACACAGCUAAUGGCAGCCCCGGCCUCGGUGUCGACCUAGAAACAAUCGGUGGUGCCUCUCCAAGACCUCUGCUCACUCCCUUCCAUCGACUGCCGGUCAUUGCAAGGAGGCCCGCAAUUAUUUAUUACAAUCAGUAUUUUUGGUCCCUUCCAGCUUUUGUGUAGAAUCUUACUGGUACUGAAUGUAAAGGAAGAAAGGCCUGUAUUGUGUGUUCAUUACAGAAACAAAAGGAGUAAGAAAAGAAAAGAGCCAUACGUGGAUACGUCGUCUUGUGCAGCCUGCGGAGAUCAUGAUACAGCGGAUGGGGUGCGGCUUUUCAAAAUCAGCCUCGCGCAAACAUCUUCUCUUCAGACAUUAAUAGAUGGGGGCUGUUAAUGUAGGUUUAUCUUUCUUCAUGCCUCUCUUCUGUAUGUGAGGACGGCUCGUGGAGCAGAGACCCACCCUUUGGCACCUCCAUGGCAGCAUUGCCUGUCUUUUAAGUUGGAUUUUGACAACAGUUAUGAAUGUUAAAUCUUGGCAAGAAGUGGAGUAGACGGUAAAGAGGGCCUUUUAAGGAAUACUGGAGAUUUUGCUUUUAUCUCUAGAUUGAGAACAAACUACUGUAACUUUCAGCACUGAAUUCGAGGGGGUGCGCUCCACAGUCUUCUUCCCGGUCACAUUCCCCAUCCUCUCUGCGUGGCCUCUGCUGAGGACAUCCACUGAAAAUAUUUUUAGAAUUUAAAUUCAAACACACAAAUCAAGGUAAAUUAUAGCAUGAGUUACUGGACCCCUAAAUUGGUAUUUCACAAAGUGCAUAAGAUGUAAGAAGAGUUUUUUGUCUUACUGCUAAGAAACGAGCAGUGAUUUUCCAGUGUCCCGCUGGUCUUUGAAGGGACCUCGGUGACUAGGAUUGAAUGCCAUCUUUCUCCUCUCUCUCUAGCAUUGUCUAAACGCUUCGAUUCUAAAGUGCUCUCAGUUCUUCUGCUGUAAAUGGCAAAUUUAUCAUGUCAGGUUUUGACCUAUUUUAAAUAUAGAAUUAAGAUAAAAGAAAAGUCUAGAGAGAUCAUGUCAGCGUCAUCCUUCUAUUUUAUAUCCUUGAUAAUCUGCUGCAAUAGUCACUGUUUAAGGAAGAAGUAAUUAUGCUGAAUCACAAAAUGGAAAAGUACAGGAUUUGAAACUAAAUUUGAGUCUUGUUUCUUUCUCUUCAGCAAGAAAUCACUAGGCCCCCUUGACCUUGCUUUGUGAGGUUUACAUUGCUUCAAGGAAAGUAAUUGUAGAUAUAGAGUCUGGUUAGAUAACAAUUUUGAGUAAAAUUCUUGGAGCCAAAUGGAAAUUUUUAAUGUACUCAUGAAGAUCUCUAUUGUCUUUUACUAUUCUAUAUGAGAUCCUCUAAAUUGAACUGAUUUUUUUCCUUAAGAAAUGCCUGCUUUGAAAUUCAUUUGUACUGAGAUAUUUGGUGCUCCAGUACAGAGCCCACUACAGUGAGCAGGACUGAGGAGCAGGUCAGGCAUGAGCCGCUGGACCACCUGAUGUAGUUCUUGCCAUCAGUUCCCAUUAGCCACCCGCCCCUCCUUUUCUGACCCUGCAAGAUUUGUUGGAAGCUAUGAAACAGACUGUAGCAACCUAUUUUUGGUUUUUUAAAAUUUUCAAAAUAUGUUAAAACGCUGCUGGGGAAUCUGCUCUGAAGGAUGACUGCCACCAGGUCCCAGGGCAGCCCGGCCUGUGAGGCCGUCUAGGAAGUGCUCCGCUGCUGCUGUCGGGACUUCAAGGGUGCGGUGAUCAGAUAUUACUGACUAGUUUGGGGCUCAAAACUUUGGUUGAUAAAUAUGGCUUGUUUGUGUUUUCUUGAGGAGUUGUGUUUUUUGGUUUGUGUUUUUGUUCUCACACACUACAAAUCCAGGAGCCUUUUUACCUUUUAUUGUAGAAAUGUCCAUUCCAGUGAGGUUAUCCGUGAGUUCCUUUCAUCUGAUGCACCUAGAAAUACCUCUCCCCUGUGUACUCUGACUCCCCAGAAGGUUUCUCUAGGCCCCUAAGAUUCUUGAGCACCGUCUCAUUGCUUCAUCGUGCUCACAAAGGGCUAGCCUGGAAUGUCACUUGCCCAACUUGCAACCUUCUGACCCGAGAGAGAUACAAUCACUUCAGAGGCCUCUUGGCUGAGUUCUAAAAAUUGCUGCCAACUGUGCCGAGGAUCCGCUUGCAUGCCGCUGCCACCUCACAGGAAGGGAGGCCAUGUUCCUGCUGCCUUCUAAAUCCUGACAGCUGCCUUGCCUUUGCUGCCACCUCCUGCAGGGCCCUGUCACACGAAACUACAGAAUCACAACACAGCCAAGCACCCAAAACUGUUUGCCUCUUCUCUUUACCUGAUUGUCGGCAUCUCAGAAGAGCCCACGGUACCCCAGCGCUUGGGGCUGGUUCACCUGACCUCCUGCUUUCCUUCAUCUGAGCAGUUCCCCUUCAGAUCAGGAUGCCGGCCUUGACGGUCCCAUCCCGGCCUGUGUGUGCCCUGUCCCGCGCCACUUUCGGCCACAAGACAACUGUUUUCUAUGGCCAUCACUAGCUUACCAGUACCGUAUGCAGUGACACAGUUGUGUUUUUGUCUCACACAAGGUUUUUUUCUUCCUGUGCUGCCCUUGAUCUUUCAGUCCUACGAGUACACAAUAAAGGGCAGCGAGUAAGAAUUCCUUACAGAAUCCCGUCAGGAAUUUGCUAACAAUAAUGUUUGGAAAUGAAAACAAGAGAUGCUUUGAAAAUUACCCGCCACCAAAUUCGUUCUGUUGGCACCGUGUUCACGCAUGACUCCAUAUCUGAGUUGUUUUUUUUCCUUUUUGGGGGGCCUUUUGAUGUUAUAUCCAUAUCUGUAUUUAUAGCUUAUUUGUUCCACUCUCCAAUGUAUCAUGGCAAAUGUACAGAGUUUGUUUCUUUGUUUAUGUGCUAGAAUUUACUAAAAAUAAAACCAACAACAACAUGAAAACCUUUUGCGUUCGCCCUAGAAUAAAUGCAACAGUUCCGUU
Molecule: messenger RNA, 8944 nt
Organism: Echinops telfairi (small Madagascar hedgehog)
Lineage: Eukaryota; Metazoa; Chordata; Mammalia; Afrosoricida; Tenrecidae
Gene: CLASP1
Product: cytoplasmic linker associated protein 1
Exons: 51
Coding region: 1207-5964 (1585 amino acids)
Biological process (GO): mitotic spindle assembly
Cellular component (GO): mitotic spindle; cytoplasmic microtubule; spindle microtubule
Molecular function (GO): microtubule binding; kinetochore binding
Source: RefSeq, a predicted model, not a curated record